AUGCACAUCCCCACCGUCCUCGGCCUCCUGGCCACCUCAUUAACCCUGACCAGCGCCGACGUUGGCCACUUGCUGCUCGGCCUCCACCAUCGCCAGUUUGAAAUCACCGCCCAGCGCUACUCCGAACCCAGCUGCUCCCCUUUAGCCACCAAAUUCUGGUACCCCGAAAACAUCAAAGCCGACACCGGCUGCCACAACUUCUACCCGGCCGGGGAAUUCCAGGCCAUAGGCUGGACCGGCAAUACCAGGCCUGGGUGGCUCUCGAUCGAAGACGACUAUGGUGGUCGUGUCUGCCACGCGUGGACCUACUCGCAGCUGGAUUGCGAAGGCGAAUUCUCCGAGACGAACAUCACAAACACCGAAGCCUACAAAGGCGGUUGCGAAACCGACUUCGUCGACUUCGACGGCAACCCCAUCAAGGCGAUGAGUCUCGAAAUGUACUGCGAGGAGCCGGAGCAGCCAAAGAGAAAGGAUUGGUGGCAUUAG
Molecule: messenger RNA, 486 nt
Organism: Recurvomyces mirabilis
Lineage: Eukaryota; Fungi; Ascomycota; Dothideomycetes; Mycosphaerellales; Teratosphaeriaceae
Exons: 3
Coding region: 1-486 (161 amino acids)
Source: RefSeq, a predicted model, not a curated record